Molecule: messenger RNA, 9679 nt
Organism: Gigantopelta aegis
Lineage: Eukaryota; Metazoa; Mollusca; Gastropoda; Neomphalida; Peltospiridae
Product: zinc finger protein aebp2-like
Exons: 5
Coding region: 18-1409 (463 amino acids)
Biological process (GO): regulation of transcription by RNA polymerase II
Cellular component (GO): ESC/E(Z) complex
Source: RefSeq, a predicted model, not a curated record
UUUGUGACGUAAAAAGGAUGGUGGUGUACAAGAUGGCGACGGUCGGGUGCGUGGAGAAUAGUGGUUCAAUGGACAGUGAGGAUUUAGCUGCGAGGAAUACAAAACCAGUGAUUUCUGAUUUAUGUAAGAAAAAUGGGAUUAACCACAGUUGUUUUUUGGCUGCACAAGUUCGAGACUGCUUUGAAUCAAAAGCAGCAUUAUCGGAGAAAAUAACAAAAUUAAAUGGUUGCAACUUCAAAGCAUUUCCUAAACCAUCCAUCCCAACGUUACGGUCAAGAAAGGAUAAAUGUUCUCCAGAACCGCCAAAGAGGAAAAGAAGACCGUCGAGACAUGAUAGCGCAGAAAUCAAAGAAAGAGUAACGGAGAAUGAAAAUGGAACCAAGAAGGAGGCCCGUAAAGUGGAGGUGUCGGAUCGUAUUAAGAACUUGAAGACAGCAGUGUCGCCCGAAAUCUCGCCAGUCAUCACCAGGGCUCAGAAUGAAGCGACAAGUCCAGACCUCAUCCAGCGAUCUGGAGUGCGAUCCGAACAGUCUACACCCGACACGUCACGCUCGUGUACACCAAUGCCAAUCUCCAGUAUCUUCAGUUCCCAUGGCAACAAAGAUACGACGACGACCAACAACAACAGCAGCAGCAGUAGCAGCAGCACCAGCAGCAGCAGCAGCAGCAAACCACCGCUGGCAGAGGAGCCCGUCUCCUGCCAGUGGAAAGAUUGUGAUAAAACUCUGGACCCAAGUAUACUUAUGGACCAUAUACGACAGAGUCACGUGGACCCACAGGCAGGCAGUGAGACAUUCGUGUGCUUAUGGGAAGGGUGCAAGGUGUACAACAAGACCUCAUGUUCCAUGUCGUGGCUGGAGCGACAUAUAGUCAACCACAGUGGCGACAAACCAUACAAGUGCAUCGUUGCCGGGUGUGGCCAGCGAUUCACCACUCAAGGAGGGCUGGAGCGCCACGUGAACAGUCACUUUAACACACUGCCACCGACCAAUCACAAGAUUCUGAAGCAGAGGGAGGACACGCCCACCAAGUUGUUACGGAAACGUAGAAGCAAGAGAAGAAGACCAGAAUUGAAUAAAACUGGCGAUUUCUUUGACAGUGGAAUUAUGGGCCGCCUGCAGCAGGAGUUGGAAGAUCUCACACGGAAGACAGACCUGACGGGUCUGGCCCACUCGGUGACAUUCCACAGCAUUGUUGUUGCGAGACGGAAAGAAGACUCUGGUAAAGUUAAAGUGUUAUUACACUGGAAUCCAGAAAAUAUUCUGCCUGACUCGUGGGUGCCUGAAUCUCAAGUACCAGACUUAUCAGUGCGUGUCAUUCCAUUAACCCAACUACCUCGUGAAACUGCUGUCAACCUCCACCCAUCUCUGUACAGAGGCCAUCGAUUCCGAAAGCAUCGCAGAAAAUGACGACAGUACACCAUAGUGAUUUCGUUAAAACAAUGACCAUCAGCAUCAUAGGAGAAAACCUAGAACAACAACAAGCAUUUUUGUAUUUUUCAUCAAGAGUGCGAAUGAUAACAUUUCCAGCAUCUGUUGUUUCCGAGGACCAAGAUUUAAUAUAAAUGAAGUCAUAUAUGCAGUGUGUGGAUCCUUUUAAUUGUGGUCCUCAGUAAUACAUCAUCAUAGUCUCAUGUCCAUUAUGUGCAGCGUGUAACUGAGAGGCUAUGUUUGACACCAAGCGUGAAACAAACAAAAAAGAUGUUUACAAUCUCUUGAAAAUCAACCCGUUUGUUUUAAUGAAUGUUAUCAGCAUGAAUGCUGCGAUCAUAAUUUUCAAGUGUGAUGUGUAACCGAGUACUAAUCAUUCAUAAGUGAAGUGGAUUAAACAGUUGUUAGAUUCAGUGCUUCGGAAUGCAUCCCACAGCAUUAGUCGUGCCAUCUUGGUUUUCAUACAUGUGUGACGUGUGACUUGUAACCAGCAAUGUUAAUGCUUAGCGUGACCAAGUAUAUUAAAAUGUUUGGUUCAGAUACGUUUAUAAAUGGAUGUCAUUGCGAUCAACAUUGUCAUAUUUACUCUAGUGUGGUUUGUAAAUGAGCAUCUUAUAUGAGCAUGAGGACCUGAUUAAAAUUUUAAAAAAUGGAUGUUACAACAUCAUUGUUGCCGAUGUAUUCUUCAAGUGCACUGUUUUUGCUGUGUUCCUUGAAAUCUCAACACUCGACAGAUUUCAAAAUGGAUGUCAUCACUUUCAAGGUCGACAUAGUUUGUGUUUUAAAAUGUAAUAUCUCAUGGAACAUCUUAAUAUCAAGCAUCUGGAAGUUGAUGAUGAAAAUUUCUUUUAGUCGGUUUAUUUAAAAAUUGCAUGUUACAUUACAGCCUUUGUUAUAUUCUUGAAGAGCGAGACUUUUAAAUUUCUUGAAACUCAACACAUUUCGAAAUAGAUGUCGUUAAGCAUUUGCUUUGCCAUGAUGUUAUCAAAUGCAUCGUGGUAUGAAUCUAGGAACUGUACAUGCUCAGUUACAAUCUCAACAUUAGCUUCAAUAUUCAUCAAAUGUGUCAGUCAAUGAGCAUUGUUUGAGGCUGGUUCACCUGAUUUGAGCUUGGAGUCCUUUCUAGAAAUCCCUAAACUUUGAUUUGAUCCUGAAUGAAUGUCAUUUCCACUGGCUAUAUGAUGUAUCGUUACAGCAUCUGCAGUACCCAGCUUGAUUUUCUGCCUGCAGACAAUUAAAAGAUCUUUAGAAAUUUGACUUGUUUUCCAGUAGAAGUCACCAUUGGCUGUAUGAUGUAUAAUUGCAGCAUCUGUAAUUGAUCAUUACUCCGUACCAAAUUUGAAUCUGAACUUGGAGAUCUUAUUGAAGAUCUUUAGAAAUUGGACUCCUUGGAAUGAAUGUCAUCAAUAUUGAAUAUAUGACACAUAUUUUCAGCGUGAUCUGUAGUUAGUCAUUAUCCAUUACCAAGGCAUGGGGAAGUCGUGUGUGUGACAUAAAAUUCAACAUAAUCUUCAAUUGAUCCAUUUUCCUCAUUAAUCAUGGAAUCAGUACAAAACUAACACAUAGUGACUACCGCACCUUCACGUUUGUCCAUGUGCUAUAUGCAUUGUUUACAUCUUCAUUAGCCAUUGCAUCAACAAAUGGAGAAAUGCUUGGAAGAUGAAAGAUUUGAGGUUACAUGUAGAAUUUAAAAAGACCACGUUGAUAUAUGCAGUUAGAAGAACGUAUGAACACAAUGUGCAGUUACAGGAAGAAAUUCAUCAUUGUAGCAAACCAAACCGUUGCAGUUUGAAGCAAUUAAAAACUACAAGCCACCAAAAAACCUUAGGUCGUUGUUACAUGUAUAUUUCUGUGUUAAUUGCAAAUGAGGGUGUGUUUUUUUUCUGUUACAUGUAUGUUUUGAACAUUUUGUUGUACGGUAAUUAAUUGUGGUUGCAUGGUUUUCCACAAUAGUGGAAUAUUCAUUUUAGUAUUGCUGUCUCUUGUUUGUUGUUGCACAAAAUUGCAAAGAGAAUGUUUACAUUGUUUAAGGCAAUAAUGAUCUUUAAAACAGAUUAAUAUUUUUUUAAUGGAAAAAUAAUAAUAAUAAAACUAAGUCUUUUUCUUUCUUUUUUUUUUUUUUAAUUCUUUUUUUGUAGGUUUACACUAUUUGUAACCUAAGGCUGACAUUGAAAAAUGUAUAAGUUUUUUUGUUCUUUUUUUAAAUACUUAUUUCGUUAUUUAUCAUACUUUAUUAUGAUUGUGAAUUUAAAAUAAAGUUUACAGUAAUAAAAUCUUUCUCAGGGUUGCAUUUAGUGUACAAGUAUUCUUCAGUAUCAACCGACAUUGGCUCAUUCCAUUACAGUUAAAAUGAACCACCACAUUUGUAUAACACCACCAUACAUGUAUAGUACAUAACAACAUGCAUCAAAGCUAAACGGUUAACAUAUUGGUCAUGCCAUUACAUUGUCUUGAAUUCAGACUUCAAACCUAAACUUUGAGUCGAACAUCAACCCCAAUCUCAAAACAAAUAUAUUACAUGUACAUCGGCAUCAGAAGAUGCCCACAACUCGUUGGGGGGGGAGGGGUCAAACUGUAGGAGUUAAUUAUUAAAAACAUGUAUACACAUAAUUGUUAUAAAAUGAUUUAGAAUUUUUAUGAUCAACUCCAGUCAUAAUAAAACAAUUUCUUGAAACAUAUAAUUAUUAGCUACAUUCUUGUGUAUUGUCAGAUUAAAAACAAAUCCAGUUUUCAUUUAAAUCCAUAUUUAGAUCACCUUUCAACUGGGAGACCUGUCCUCUCUAGCUUCAUAGUUGGGGGGGGGGGGGGGGGGGGGGGGCAGUGCCCACUCCCCUCCCUCCCACUUCCGAUGCCUAUGAUGUUUAUAUAUACAUGUAUCUGUUAAAAACUGCAUUACAAAUAGGGUUGUUGUUGUUUUUUAAACGGCUAAAUCAGAUUUAAAUGAACAUUCUAUAAACAUUGAUCUUUACACUAAUUCAGCUGUGUUGAGCAAUAAAUAUUUAUAUUUGUCUUAAUAAAACAGGAGUAAAAAUUUCAACAGUAUCUUUUUACAUCUUUUUAUGUGUUAUGCCAUUUUCAGGUGUUUUGAAAGUGUGCUACCUGUUACAAAUGUACCUCAUUAUUUUUUCAAUGAGUAUAUCGCCUUGAACAACCAAUCAAAUGAAUACACAUGUUAUUAGUUACAAUUAGGGCAUUAACCAUCCAGUGCCUUAUGGUGUUCCAUAAUGAUAACUUUGUUUUAACGUAAGAAGUUACUGUUUAAAAUAGAUUACUGUUUAAUUUGACCAUUACAGGGCUCGAAUUUAAGAAUUUGUCAUCCAAGGCGUUUGUUUUCUUUAAAUUGCCAUGGGUGAAACAGCCCACCGAUGGCAGUUUUGAGCCUGUCUAUGACAAUUUUUUAAAUGGUCACUUUUGCAGCAAAUAAAUAGCCUAUGACUGAAAGGCUAUUUUGUUGCAUGUAGACAUAUUUCAAAUGUACAAAUGUUAAAUACUGGCAGAUAAUAUACACCAGAUAUAUUAAUUUUGCUGUCGUUGAGGAGUUUUACCGAUGGCAAAUUAUAUCUCAACGAUGGCAAUUGCAGUAGGUGCCAUAGUUAAAUUCGAGCCCUGCAAUUAGCAUGUUUAAGAUAAAAAUUACUAUGUUUUAUAUAAACAUAACUGUGUUUAAGGUUACUAUUACUAAUACCAUGUUAAGAUACACAUUAUUAUAUUUAGGUUACUUUGUUUAAGAUAAAGAUAACUAUGUUUUAGGUUAAGAGUACUACAUUUUAGAUUUCUGUGUUUAAGAUCCAUAUUACUAGGUUUAAAAUAGAGAUGACCAUGUUUUAGGUAAACAGUACUACAUUUUAGAUUAUUAUAUUUUAAAUAAACUGUACUACGUUUUGGAUUACUAUGUUUAAGAUACACAUUACUAUAGUUUAGGUAAACAUUACAAUUUUUAAGAUUUCUAUGUUUAAACUUUAAGGUCAAGAUUACUAUGUGUGAACUUUUAUUUUUUGCCUUGUGGGAAUAUGCCACAUGUUUGAAAAAAACCCGGAUGUACUUUGAUCAAUUUGAAAACAAAAUUGUCUUGGUACAAAAAAGAAAAUAUAAAAAGACUGUUUUUAUUGUCUCUUAAUUUUUUUUAAUUAUUAUGUCUUAAAUACAUACAAUCAUUUGUAUAAUUGCAGAGCCCAUUGUUACAUAUUCAAGUUGUUAAUUAUUAUUGAAUUAAGAAACUUUUUUAAGGUUUCUGUUACCUAAAUUAUUACAUUAAUGAAAUUUUAGCAAUCGACAAUAUUUUGAAUCACAGAAUAGUUUUCUUUUUAAUGUAAAUUCAUUUUAGUUUUGUUGGGGAUUUUUUUAAAGCUGAAUUCUUUGGUCAUAAUAUGCCAGCAUAAUUUAAUACAGCAUACAUUGCAGGAGGCUAGCAUUAAACCAUGUUACUAAAUUAUACCAUUCAGUAAUAUUGCAUAAACGAUACAUGUUGCGUUGUAAUGGUGUAUACAUAUACAAACCUUUUUAACAUCAGUAUCCUGUAUAAAUCAUUUAAAACACCAAUAGCAGUACCCAUAUCUGGCUUAUAUUUUAAGAUGGAGACUGAGCAAUUUAUAUUUUUCUUGUUAUUUUUUGUUUAUAAUUAUGUAUAAUUGACUAAUUAAAAAUAAAAGUAUAGGUUUAUUUUGGGUCUAAUUCCAAAUUAUAAAUGAAAAUUUAUUAAUUUUGGAUACUAGACACCACUAUUGUACCACCCAACACAUUUUAAUCCACCAGUGACUGAGGAAUAUUUAUAUUAAAUUUAUUUUCAGUUUUACAUAACUGUAAUUUAUACUGGGUGUAUACAUUCAUAAUUAGCUAAUGCUAGCCACCGUAAGACAUCAAAUAUGAGCUACAAAUGAACAAAUGGUAUCCUUCCUCGUUUACGAUUCACUUGUUAGCAAAUGUCCAUAAAUGCAGCUGUUGUGACAUCCAGUAGCUGAUGAUUAAUUAAUCACUGCUCUAUUGGGGUCGUUAAACAAAACCAAGUUUAUGUAGCUGUUGAUAAUUUAUUUCUGGGAUAAAGUAAAUGCAAUAUAUAUAUAUUCAGGUAAUAUUUUGUUAGGCUACUUUGUCUUUAACGGUUAUGGGUUUGAAGACAUGAUUUGUUAAUCUACAUACGUGUAUACCUGUAUAUGCUUUCGGGUUUAUAUUAACCAAUUUUUCUGGUUUUGUAAGAUAGUAUGGUUGUGAAUUUUUUGUCUUUUAACUUUAUAUUAUGGCUUAUAAUUUUUACUGUUAAUUUUUUUUUUUUUUUUUUUGUGGGGAGAGUAUUAAAUAUAUUUUACUAAGUACAGAACAUUUCAGGACUGUGUGGUCUCUAUACCAUAUCUGUCUGUUGCUGUUAGAAAACACUUUCUUCAGUUUUGUUUUUUAAAGUGUCUAAUAUGUGUCGUUUGUUCUUUUGUCUUAAUUUUGUGGGAGUUUUUAUUUAUUCAUUUAACUACAAUAAUGUCUUACUUCAGUCCCUAAUGUUCCUGAAUGUCCUGAGCCAAAAUUAAAUAUAUUCAUGUAUAAUGUACUUGUGGGUACAUGAACAUACUGAUAGUAUUAUGUAUAAAUGAAUGUAAUAUUUGUUGAAGAAAAACCCAAAUUGUUAUUGUUGUAAUAGAAUCGUGUAAAAAAAAAUCCAAAACUAUUUGAUGUACAAGUAGGUUGCAUAUUGUUGGGAAUUUUUGGUGUUUGUUUUCUUUAAUUUCAACUCAUGUAUUAUUUAAAUAACAAAAUAAUAGAUGAAAGAUUGUUUGUCAACUUUUACAAAUAUAUAUAUAUAUAUAAUUAUAUUUUCCUAUACCUAAUAGUAUUUCUACCAAACCAUAACUGAUUCUCUUCUAAAUGACCAUGACUCGAGGUGAUGUGUAUUUUGGUAUUGUUAAAGCUGUUCACAAUUGUCAACAAAUUCAAACCAUAACUGAUUCUGUUCUAAAUGACUAUGACUCGAGGUGAUGUGUAUUUUGGUAUUGUUAAAGCUGUUCACAAUUGUCUACAGAUAGCAUUCAUUAUGUUCUACACCCAUGAACCCAUACUAGACAUAUUACAGAUAGCAUUCGUUAUGUUCUACACACAUGAACCCAUACUAACCAUAUUACAGAUAGCAUUUGUUAUGUUCUACACCCAUGAACCCCAUACUAAACAUAUUACAGAUAGCAUUCGUUAUGUUCUACACCCAUGAACCCAUACUAAACAUAUUACAGAUAGCAUUCGUUAUGUUCUACACACAUGAACCCAUACUAACCAUAUUACAGAUAGCAUUUGUUAUGUUCUACACCCAUGAACCCCAUACUAAACAUAUUACAGAUAGCAUUCGUUAUGUUCUACACCCAUGAACCCAUACUAAACAUAUUACAGAUAGCAUUCGUUAUGUUCUACACCCAUCAACCCCAUACUAAACAUAUUACAGAUAGUAUUCGUUAUGUUCUACACCCAUGAACCCCAUACUAAACAUAUUACAGAUAGCAUUCGUUAUGUUCUACACCCAUGAACCCCAUACUAAACAUAUUACAGAUAGCAUUCGUUAUGUUCUACACCCAUGAACCCCAUACUAAACAUAUUACAGAUAGCAUUCGUUAUGUUCUACACCCAUGAACCCCAUACUAAAAAUAUUCUCAAGGAUGUUGAUUCUGCAAAGGAUAUUUUUAUUGACCUUUUUUUGUUUUAAAAUAAUAUGCUAUCAUUCACACUACACACAUACACACACCAGAGUUUGACAAAUGUUUGGGAAAGUCACUAGCCCUCAUAGAAGCUUUGGCUAUUGGCUAUUGCUCUAUUAAUUAAUAAUUUCCAACAGCCUAGACAUCAAAUCCACGAGCCACGAGCAAGGGCCAGUAGAUUUGUCGAACUCUGACACACACACGCACACACAUGUGCACAUACACACACAUGAACACACAUACUUGUAAACAUAAAUGAAACACACCUACAAAGAACACACAUACCCUCCGUUCACGAUUUGUAAGCUCAUGAAUAUGUUGAUGAUUGUAAAGAUCCCAUAAUUAAAAUAAGAACCAAUAUGUAAAUGAAAUUCUGUGACAAAUUGUGGUAAAAACCAUCUUCGCAAUAAAACCAGAUUUGCUGUAACCUGGCCCACCAUUUAGGAUUACCGGUAUAGUUAUCCAGAUUUUUCAGAAAUUCAGGAUUUUUGGACUAGUUAAAAAAUUGUUCACUGAUGAAAGGUCUCAAUGUACCAAGACUAUGCAAAGAUUUUAUUAAAUUGUGUUUAAUCCAGUAUCAUUUCUAUCAUUGCAACUACUGGUACAUGUAUGUAUCAAGAUUUUGCAAAGUUUUAUGGAUUUAAAAAAAAAAAAAAAUUAAUCUUAUCAUUGCACAAUUUUAGUAACUACUGCAGUGAGUCUCAAUAUGACUGAAACAAGAUCUCACUACUUCUCUUCCUUUAACCAAGUUUUAGCAGUAAGUUUGAACAGAUGGCCCAGUUAGUAAACCACACUAUUUCAGGUUCAGUUGAUAAGGAUUGAAAUUCAUUCUGUGGCGUGGAAAGCAAUCUCAGAUUUCAGUUUGGAAGUGAAUGUUAGAAAUUGAGAAUCAGUUCUAGAAAAUAGUUUCAAAAUUAGACUCCAUACUGGAUAUGUGUAAUUUAAAAAAGAAAAGAAAAAAAGAGGGUGUUUUUGUUCAUUUUUAAAAUAACAAUGUUAAAAUAAAUGUGGAUAAAAGCUUAUGAUUUAUAUUAUGGCUGAAUUAAAAAUAAGUAUGAGUUGGCUAGGUUAUAGCAAACAGUACUUUCUAAACUACAGGUAUAGUGAAACCCCACAUAACUGGACCUUCUGUAAACUGGGAUUCGCUCAAAACCAGACAAUUUUCAUGGUCUGCUUUUAAAUAUCAGUAUAGAACAGAACCACUAAACCAGAUUAAUUUCUUGGUCCCGUGGGUGUCCAGUUUUAAUAGGUUUAACUGGAUGGGUCACAAUUUUCUUUGUUAUUAUUAUUUUUAUUUUUUUUACAUUCUCAACCUUUUGCAGUCUUCUUUUCCAGUGUUUUAUGAAGGGCUUGGUGGGUUUUAAUUUUUAUUAGUUGUAGUAUAGUAUAUUACUAUUCUGUGUUGUUGAAAAAUUAGAUUGAUGAGCAACCUUAUCUAAUAUUUAUAUUGUUUAUUCCACACAAAAUAUGUUUACCAUUUGUAAGAAUACAUAUAUGCAGGGCUUCUAGAAUUUUUAUAAAAUCCACUAGCCAUGGGAUCAUUGAUUUUAGAAAUUUACUAGCCAUGAUUAAAAAUUCACUAGC